Molecule: messenger RNA, 492 nt
Organism: Trypanosoma cruzi
Lineage: Eukaryota; Euglenozoa; Kinetoplastea; Trypanosomatida; Trypanosomatidae
Exons: 1
Coding region: 1-492 (163 amino acids)
Source: RefSeq, a predicted model, not a curated record
AUGAAUUGUGGUGGCGUCAAUUUUCCCCCCGAUGGAACCAUUCAUCCGCCUGCACGGAGCAGCGAUGCUGACCGGACGGGCAUCUGUCAGUUGCUGCCACCCCGUGAAGGGAAGGAUGACACAAAAUCUGGUGGGACAACUGCGCCGCAAGUGAAUGCUGAGCCGUCACGUCAACACGAGGAUUGGCAACGGUCUGCGGCGGCUGACGGACCCAACACUGUCGAUCGGAGUCCCGCAUCCAACACGGCGACCAACACGUCCGAGACGAGGCCUGAGUUUGUCUUUGUUCGGAACAUAAAGGUGGUUCCGACACCACCCAAGAGGAAGCCUCGCAUUGCCAUGAGUCGGAACAUAGAAAUGGAUCCGAAUGCAUUCGUGACGAAGACUGCGCUCGCCACCGCGUUGAGGCAGUGGGCUCGAGGGAUGCCCGUAAGACUGAGGCCGUUGACGGCAGCGGCGAGCACGUUCCUGGGAAAAUUGCGGGAGGAAUGA